GACUGCUGUCACGAACUGCUCGGUCAUAUGCCUCUUCUUGCUGAUCCUGGUUUUGCCCAGUUUUCCCAGGAGCUCGGGUUGGCUUCUCUCGGGGCACCGGACGAGGAAGUCAAGAAAUUGGCCGCUGUAAGCCGUCAAUGA
This is a messenger RNA of Protopolystoma xenopodis, 141 nucleotides long. The record is from the annotation of a GenBank genome assembly. NCBI's taxonomy places the organism in Eukaryota, Metazoa, Platyhelminthes, Monogenea, Polystomatidea, Polystomatidae.